AUGGGCUCAACAGCAGUUGUUCGUCCUGAAAGGGCGGUUAUUGGCGGCUCUCUCGAGAUUUCUCGCAUGAUUAAUGGCCUAUGGCAGCUUGCUGGCGGCCAUGAUAAACACACCGACAUGGCAAUGGCUGUGAAUGUCAUGGAUAACAUGCAACGCGGAUUAGACACAUUUGAUAUGGCUGAUCAUUAUGGAGAUGCAGAGCUAGUUGUUGGGAAGCAUAAGGAGGCCAAACCAGCUAGCAGCAAGGUGACAUUCACAAAAUGGUGCCCUCCAGAGAACGGAAUCAAGACUUUUGAAAAUGCCGAGGCAGCUGUUGAUCUCGCACGAAGGCGAAUGAAUCAGGACAAGAUUGAUCUCCUGCAAUAUCAUGCCUGGGACUUUUCCGACAACACGUACUUGCACAACCUUCAUCACUUGAGCAAGCUCCAGAAGCAGGGCAAGAUUGGCCUCAUCGGACUAACCAACACCGAUGCUGCACAUUUGAAACUUCUGCUAGAUACGGGGUUCUCUAUAGCCACCAACCAGAUCCCGACCAACGUGAUUGACCGACGGUUAACGCGUGGCUCGCUCAACCAGCUCUGCCUAGAUCGUGAUGUCGGUGUCCUCGCGUACGGCACACUGUUAGGUGGUUUCCUCAGUGAAAAAUGGCUGGGACAGCCCGAACCAGGCAAUAUAAACGAGCUCAACUGGAGUUUGCGCAAAUACCUGCGCUUCAUCUGGGCAGCUGGAGGCUGGGUUCCAUUUCAGACGGUUUUGGAGGCGCUCAAUACGAUAGCACAGAGACACGGCGUUUCCAUCGCUGCCGUCGCCACUCGAUACGUGCUCGACAUUCCUUCUGUAAAGGCUGUUAUUGUUGGGUCUCGUCUGUCUUAUGAUUCCGAGGAGUACAUUGACAAGAACCUUGAGGCAUUCCAGUUGCAACUGACGAGCGAUGAUUUGGCACUCAUACAUAAAGCACAGGAGGGAUUAACCGAUGUGCCGGGGGACUGCGGAGAUGAGUACCGCAGGCCUCCCUUUUUGACUGCUGCUGGCGAUACCAGCGACCACCUCGCGGAGAUUGACAAGACUAAGCAUGUGAGGGAGGCUAUCGCUAAUGGCAAACGUGUGGAAUACUCGUCUUUAAGUCCAUGGGAGCCAAUUGCUGGCUAUUGCCGAGCUGUGCGAACAGGAAAUGUUAUCCGCGUAUCUGGCACAACUACAAACAAGCUCAUACCCAGUCUGCCUGCUAUUGGUGGCAAGUCAGCUCGCAGUCAGACCGUGCAUAUUCUAGAUAUCAUAGAGAACGCCCUCAAAGCCCUUGAUUCGUCCCUCUCCGACGUGGUACGUACGCGAAUCAUGGUGCGAGAUGAGAAUGUGUGCGAGGAGGUCAGCCGGGCCCAUGGUUGGGUAUUCAAAGCUGCCGGUGUCCAUCCAUCCAAUACGUUUGUUACGGCCGGCCUGAUAGGUGACGAAAUGCUAGUGGAGAUUGAAGCAGAAGCAGAAGUUGGUUCGGCCAAGGCAGGUGUCUUGAGAAUUUGA
Talaromyces atroroseus is the source of this 1518-nucleotide messenger RNA. RefSeq lists its product as hypothetical. NCBI's taxonomy places the organism in Eukaryota, Fungi, Ascomycota, Eurotiomycetes, Eurotiales, Trichocomaceae. The transcript has 5 exons. The record is from RefSeq and is a predicted model, not a curated record. The coding region runs from base 1 to 1518 and encodes 505 amino acids.